CUGUAAAAGAAGUCAGGCUGAAAAAGUCAGCCUGCUUUGCACGUGUUGAUACAUUGAUGUUAACACACAAGCGGAUAUAAACAACAGUUUGAAAAAACAAAGGGUCGGUUACACUUCACCAAUUCUCAAAAAAAAAAUCUCUUGAUCUCCUAUGCCACUAUGAAGUACAUUCUGGUCACUGGAGGUGUGAUUUCGGGUAUCGGCAAGGGCAUUAUCGCCAGCAGUGUGGGCACUCUCCUCAAAUCUUGCGGCCUUCAUGUCACAGCCAUUAAAAUAGAUCCAUACAUCAAUAUUGAUGCUGGCACUUUUUCACCUUAUGAACAUGGGGAGGUUUUUGUGUUAGAUGACGGCGGAGAGGUGGAUCUGGAUUUGGGUAACUAUGAGCGUUUCCUGGACAUCCGUCUGACAAAGGACAACAACCUUACCACAGGGAAGAUUUACCAGUCAGUCAUUAACAAGGAAAGGAGAGGAGACUACUUGGGCAAGACGGUGCAAGUCGUUCCCCACAUCACAGAUGCCAUCCAGGAGUGGGUGAUGAAUCAAGCCAAGGUCUCAGUAGAUGGUGAUGGCGUGGAGCCUCAAGUUUGUGUUAUUGAGCUGGGGGGAACGGUGGGAGACAUCGAGAGCAUGCCCUUUAUCGAGGCCUUCAGACAGUUUCAAUUCAAAGUGAAGAGGGACAACUUCUGCAAUAUUCACGUCAGCCUUGUACCACAGCCGAACACUACAGGAGAGCAGAAAACUAAGCCCACACAAAACAGCGUGCGGGAGCUGAGAGGUCUCGGCUUAUCUCCUGACUUGAUAAUGUGCCGCUGUACGACACCCUUGGAAACAGCAGUGAAAGAGAAAAUAUCUAUGUUUUGUCAUGUGGAGCCAACACAGGUAAUCUGUGUGCAUGAUGUGUCUUCAGUCUACAGAGUGCCUUUACUGCUGGAAGAACAGGGUGUUGUCAGCUACUUCUGCCAGAGACUGAACCUGCCUGUUGAGAUGAGGCCCAGAAAGAUGCUCUUUAAGUGGAAGGAGAUGGCUGAUAGAUCUGACCGACUGCUGGAGCACGUUUCCAUCGCCCUAGUGGGGAAGUACACAAAGCUGUCAGACUCCUACACGUCCGUCAUUAAAGCCCUGGAGCACUCGGCACUUGCCAUCAGUCACAAGCUCGAGGUCAAGUACAUAGACUCGGCCGACCUAGAACCGGCCACUUUGCAGGAAGAGCCAGUAAAAUAUCAUGAGGCCUGGCAAAAACUCUGCAGCUCAAACGGCGUAUUGGUUCCUGGUGGUUUUGGUGUGAGAGGAACAGAAGGCAAGAUGCUGGCCAUAAACUGGGCAAGAAAACAGAAUAAACCCUUCCUGGGUGUGUGUUUGGGCAUGCAGCUGGCUGUGUGCGAGUUCGCCCGCAAUGUUCUUGGUUGGGAAGAUGCCAACUCAACAGAAUUCAACCCGGAUUCUAAGUACCCAGUGGUGAUCGAUAUGCCUGAGCACAACCCGGGCCAGAUGGGAGGCACAAUGAGGCUUGGCCAGCGGCGAACUAUUUUCAAAUCCCAAACCAGUGUGUUGAGAAAACUCUACGGAGACGUGGACCAUGUUGACGAGCGGCACAGGCACAGAUUCGAGGUGAACCCUGAGCUUAAGCACCACUUUGAAGAGAAAGGACUCCAGUUCGUUGGCCAGGACGUCGAGGGGGAGCGGAUGGAGAUCAUUCAAUUAGAGGAACAUUGCUACUUUAUCGGAGUGCAGUAUCAUCCCGAAUUCACCUCCAGGCCCAUCAAACCUUCACCACCCUAUUUUGGCCUCUUGUUGGCUUCCGCCGGCAAACUCCAGAGCUACCUGGCCAAGGGCUGCCGCCUGUCUCCACGGGACACGUACAGCGACCGCAGCGGAAACAGCUCACCCGAUGUUGACAUUGCCGAACUCAAGUUCCCGUCCUUGUCGUGAAAAUGAAGGCCUGUGACGACUAUUAGACAAAGUGCCACUCAAAAUGAGAUUUUUCGGCCUAAUGGGUAAAAUAUAAUGUUGAUUGUUUAUACUCUUCGGGGAAUGUAUAAAGCUUCGAGGGAGAUCUAAAAAAAGAUUAUUUUUUUUUUCAGUAAAAGAUGUGGUAUUAAAAGUACAAUAACGUAUUAUCUCUGGGAUGGAAUAGUAAAGUGAAUGGUAUUAUAUUAUGCAAUUAGCUUUAAAAAAGUUUUACAUACAGUGAGGAGCAGAAGUAUUUCACCCACUUAGAAAAUGGGUAGAGGUCUGAAAUUUCAAUCAUAGAUGCAGUUCCACUUACAGACAUAAUCUAGAAAAAUUCGGAACACACAUUGUAUGAUUUUUUUAAAAAAUAAUUUGUAAUUUACUGGGGUUCAUAAGUAUUUGCACCCCUGAGAAAAUCAGUGCUAGUAUUUAGUGCAGAAGCCUUUGUUUGCAAUUACAGAGGUCAAACGCUUUCUGUAGUUCUUCACCAGGUUUUCACAUAUGGAAACAGGGAUUUUGGCCCAUUCCUCCACACAAAUCUUCUCUAGAUCUGUCUGGUUUCGGGGCUGUCGUUGAGAAACACAAUUUCAGCUCCAUCCAAAGAUUUUCUCUUGGAUUGAGGUCUGGAGACCGGCAAGGCCACUCCAGAACCUUGAUAUACUUUUUACGCAGCCACUCCUUGGUCAGCUUCGCUGUGUGCGUUGGAUUAUUGUCAUGUUGGAAGAUCUAGCCACGACUUGUCUUCAAGUCUCUGACUGAGGGGAGGAGGUUGUGGCUCAAAAUCUGACGUUACAUUUCACCAUUCAUCUUCUGCUUUAUACAGUACAGUCGUCCUGUCCCCUUUGCCAAAAAGCAGCCCCAAAGCAUGAGGUUUCCACCCCAUAUUUCACAGUGGGGAUGGUGUUUUUGGGAUUGUACUCAUCCUUCUGUUUCCUCCACACACGAUGAGCGAAGUUUGCACCAAAAAGUUCUACUUUGCUCGAAUCUGACCAUAUGACUUUCUCCCAUGACCCCCUCUGCAUCAUUCAGAUGGUCCCUGGCAAACUUCAGAAGGGCUUUCAAUGUAAUGGCUUCAACAGGGGAACCUUCUGAGCAAUGCAUGAUUUUAAACCACCGUAUUGUUCUACUGACAGUAGCCUUUGAAACUGCAUCCACUUCUCUUCAGGUCAUUGACCCGUUCCUGCCGUGUUGUCCUAGGCUGAGCCCUUACUUUUCUCAUCAUGAGUGUAGCCCCACGAGGAGAGAUUUUACAUCGAGCCCCUGUCCAAGGUAGAUUAUCAGUCAUGUUUAGCCUUUUCCAUUUUCUAACAAUUGCUGCAACUGUUGAUUUAUUCUCACCAAGCUGCUUUCCAAUUGUCCCAUAGCCUUUUACAGCUUUGUGGAGCUGAAGAAUUUUUUUCUCUGGUGUCUUUCGUAAGCUUUCUGAUCUUGCCCAUGGUAGCAGUUGGAUUAUGACUGACUGUGGGGUGCACAGGUGACAAUUAUGAGCUCAAAUGGGUGGUGGGUGGUUACUCAUGGGGUAAAGAUGGGACUUUUUUAAAGGUAGACUGACAACUCUAUGAGUGUCAUAACUAUUGUUGAUUCUCAGGUGUACAAAUACUUAUGAACCCCAGUAAAUUACAAAUAAAUUACUGAAAAAUUAUACAAUGUGAGUUCCGGGUUUGUUUUUUUAGAUUCUCUACAAAUGGAAAGGCAUUUAUGAUUGAAAUUUCAGACCUCUACGUAUUAAGUGGGUGAACUUGCAAAAUCACAAGGAGUGCAAAUACUUCUGUUCCUCACUGUAAAUGAAUUAUUUUGCAUUGACAAAAAUUGUACAAGGUUAAAGACUGGUGUGUGUUCCUGGAAACUACUCCACUUUUUCUUUCAUGCAGUUUCAUGUACAUAGCAACUGUUUUUACACUGACAUGGAGUGUGUAUAUACAUAGAUUAUUAUCAGUUUUUUAUUAUCACUGACAUGCUUUUUGUUAGUCUGUGUGCCGUUCGCGACACGGUUAUGAACACGUAAAAUACAUCAGGUUUAGUUUUAUCACUUCUGCCUUGAUGAAAUAAACAGCCUCAGCAUAAUGUUUUAUUCAUUACCUUUUCACGAGCUUUAUUUUAAGCCUAAAAAAGGGGCAUUUUCAGCCCUCCAGUUUUGGUUGUAUUUUGAAGCAGCAGCAUUUUGCUUACCCACUAGUAAAGAUGAGCGCUGUAGAAAUAUUUUCAAAUUAUCGUACAAAAAAAAAAAAAAAAGAUCCAAACCAACAGUCUCUUCAUUGCUCGAAAAAUAUGAAUUUGUCAGAAAUCACUAAAGCUACACUAAUGCUUUGAGGAACAACAAGUACAAUUUUAAAAACAAAAAUACAUGGCUUUUACUUUGACAUACUGUACUGUGACCUUUGGUGUACAGUUGGUUUCUGAACGGCCUUUACCAGAAGAAUCUAAAACUGCGGACUUCCUCUUUUUGGUUUGCAUUGGUUCCGUUAUGCGGAUGAACCUGCCAAGAUAAAUGAUUGGUUACUCACAUUCUCAGAGGUCU
Messenger RNA from Corythoichthys intestinalis (scribbled pipefish), 4468 nucleotides. RefSeq names its product CTP synthase 1b (gene ctps1b). Gene Ontology annotation, biological process: CTP biosynthetic process; pyrimidine nucleobase biosynthetic process. Gene Ontology annotation, molecular function: CTP synthase activity; identical protein binding. Bases 160 to 1929 code for a protein of 589 amino acids. Gene Ontology annotation, cellular component: cytoplasm; cytoophidium. Lineage: Eukaryota; Metazoa; Chordata; Actinopteri; Syngnathiformes; Syngnathidae. The transcript is spliced from 18 exons. The record is from RefSeq and is a predicted model, not a curated record.